AUGAUCAGAGACUGUAUUUACAUUUUCAAUCUUUGCACGAAAUCAAAUUCUUGUUCACGAUUAUACUAUUUAUAUUCGUUCAUUCAUUUUUUUUUCUCUCCUUUCCUUUUAAGAAUAAGUGAUUUUUAUUCUCCGUUUUUUUUUCUUCUUUAUCGAUGGACGUCAUUCUCUCAUGAUUCAUCAGUAUCCUUUAUUUGUUUUUUUUUGUCGUGCAUAAAUACAAACAAAUUCAAUCCGUUCUCUUCAUUCGCUGUUUCAUCUAUCUAUCUAUCUAUCUAUCUAUCUAUCUAUCUAUCUAUCUAUCUAUCUAUCUAUCUAAUUCUGUUCACAUCUAGCUUUUUGUUAGUGCCCCUAUGUACCAGUCCCAGUAAAUUCAUUAUCUAUCGUUCUUUCUUCCCCGUAAAUUCUUUAUCUAUCUAUCUAUCUAUCUAUCUAAUUCUGUUCACAUCUAGCUUUUUGCCUGAAUAUGUGCUCUCUCUAUCUCUUUCUCUUUAUCUAUCUAUCUAUCUAUCUAUCUAUCUAUCUAUCUAUCUCUUUUCCACAGACUAUAUACACAUGUCUAUUUCUAUACAUUUGGGUGUCUUUCAAUUGUUCUUCCUCUCUUCAAUCUCUACUCCCCUAUUUUCAUUUGCCCACUUGUCACUUUCCUACCUUCACUUACCUGCUUUCACUUUUCUGUUCACUUACCUGCUUUCACUUCCCUACUUUCACUUUCCUACUAUCAUUUUUCUACUUUCACUUUCAUUUUCCUCCGUUCACUUUCCCACAUUCACUGUUAUAGCUUCAUUUUCCUACUUUCAGUUUUCUACUAUCACUUUACUACUUUCAAAAUUUCUGCUUUCACUUCCCUACUUUCACUUCUAA
Acanthosepion pharaonis is the source of this 864-nucleotide messenger RNA. The record is from the annotation of a GenBank genome assembly. NCBI's taxonomy places the organism in Eukaryota, Metazoa, Mollusca, Cephalopoda, Sepiida, Sepiidae.